This is a messenger RNA of Clavispora lusitaniae ATCC 42720, 1365 nucleotides long. RefSeq lists its product as uncharacterized. The record is from RefSeq and is a predicted model, not a curated record. Lineage: Eukaryota; Fungi; Ascomycota; Pichiomycetes; Serinales; Metschnikowiaceae.
AUGUCAGGUUCUAUGCACACCAACAUCACCACCAUGGCGCUUCUCCUGGUGGAACAGCUUCUGGCAUAUGCAGCGGGCCAUGUCUACGCGCACGUGAUUGCCAUCCGCGUCAACACCCAGCAAGAAUCCGACUUGCUUCUUGUGGACUACACCCGCAAUUCUGCCCUCAACGAAAGCUCGAGGUUUCCCUUCGACACAGACCUCGAGAUGGGGCUCCAGGUGAAAGCGCCCAUCGAAAUGGUCACGAGGCUCGCGCAGGACUACAGAAAGGUGUUUGGCGGCGACAUGUUCGACCGAAACGCCGCCAGGCUUCGGGAGCUGAGCUGGAUUGCCAUGGCAGGCCUGUUUUGCUUGGUGCGGGCGCAGCUCAAGGUUCUGCGGCGGAAAACGCACUUGGGCGGCUUCACGCGGCUGUUGGCGCUUCUCUCGCUGGCGCACGUGGAUUGCGGCGCUUUUGUCCGGCGCUUGGUCGAACACAACCCGCAGUUUCCGAGCGAGGCCAUAUAUGAGAAGUGGUGGGCCCGGUUCCCGCCUGGGACGGCGCCGGCCAAGACUGCUGGAGUAUCGCGCGAGCCGCCCAGCCAGCCUGAUGACGGCGAUCUGGACGGUGGGCAUAAGUUCCAGAAACUCAGUUCGGCGCAGCGCAUCAAGCUCGAGAAAAACGAACAUCUUCGCCAGAUGUUGCAGCCGGUGGAAACGCAGCUAUUGACGCAGCCGAGCCAGUUCUCGCAGGAGAGCCAGUUUUUGCAGAGCCAGGAGAGAGCGAUGAAUCAGGUAGAUCGGACGAGUCAGAGAGACCAGAACCAGAGAGACCAGAACCAAAGAGACCAGACGAACCACACCAUCCAGACUCCUCAAGCGCAUGGAGACACCAAUGCAACUUCUCCCGGUUCUCCGUUUCUGCCCAGCGAUCCUGAAAACUCCCAGUUCAGUCUAGCUGCGUUGAACCGCAUUCUCUCGGACUCGCCCGACGAAACAGUCUACUCUACAAGGGCAUUUGUGGUGGGGUCUCUUCCGCAAGACCUCACACUCGUGUGCACAAAAAACUACGUGGAGGUUGACGGCGACAUUCAGCUUUCAGACCCUCUUGUGAGACCAUUGGAGUUGUAUCUAGCAGACUCCACCGAAAAAGUCUUGGGUCCAGCCAAUUCGCUAGUGGUGCAUAUCCCAAAGGAGCAGGUUCUUCCUUUUUUUGGUUGCAAGUUCCCCGAGCAAUUGUACACGCAGCUUGCGCUGUUCCAAGAACGGUUUCGCCAAAGAAGAAAGCGCUGGGUGGCUUUGGAUCUCGAAGCCAUAUCUGUCGAUGGAAGACCAACAUGGACGCUACAUAAGCUGCGCUUCGAGCAACUUUUGAAAGACAGUUGA